Formica exsecta is the source of this 2199-nucleotide messenger RNA. RefSeq lists its product as uncharacterized. The coding region runs from base 285 to 2024 and encodes 579 amino acids. The record is from RefSeq and is a predicted model, not a curated record. The transcript has a single exon. Gene Ontology annotation, molecular function: protein binding. Lineage: Eukaryota; Metazoa; Arthropoda; Insecta; Hymenoptera; Formicidae.
GUGGAAGGUAGUAGGAGAAAUAGUGGCACGACUCUAGGAGGGGAAGGUCUAGUAAAUAAGUAACCUACGAAUGCGAGAACUGCUUCAGUCCGCGUUACAAUUAGUUCGGUCGUUAAUCGUAAAAUACGGACGAAAGAGAAAUCCCUCUCGCGAUGACCGUCGCAUAUUUUAUUCCAUUCAAACAUCGAGAUUAAUGCGAUAAAGGACGGACAAUCUGGUUUUAUUGUUAAUUGAAUGAACAAAUUAUAUCGUUCUCUCUUGUAAUAUCUGUAUACGCUCGAGAAAUGAAGAAUAGUGCCGUAAUUUUAGCGCUAAUCGCCCUGUUGGCCGCGCUUGUCGGCGAUGUUGCUGCAUUGUGCAGUGAGAUCGCGAACGAGGACAUGCUGGAGUACUCUUGCGAAGAUGGCCAGCCCAGCGAUUUGACAACCGUACCCGAAAGGACUGAGAAACUGCGUAUCACCAGGAUGCCGCUCGGCAGAAUAACCGCCAACACAUUCGCGAGGUUUGGCGGGAAUCUCUGGGUGUUGAGUUGCUCGCAUUGCAAGAUCACCGACAUCGACGCGGACGCCUUCCGACAACUCGUUAAUCUUCAGCAACUCAGUUUAAACAACAAUUAUCUGACCACUGUGAAGGCAUCGUGGUUGAAGGGUCUCCAUUACCUGACGUACCUUGAUCUCAACUACAACAAUAUACGCGAUAUCGAGGACGAUGUCUACAGGAAUCUACCGAAUCUCGUGGACUUUCGAAUAUCAGGAAAUCAACUGCGUUGCCUGAAUCUCAAUGAAAUGCCGCACUUGAAAGAAUUGAAGCGCAUAUUUCUCAAUGAGAAUUCCGACUUUGCUUGCCCGCACGCCAUAAGUAAGUUUCUUGAGAAUCAAGGUGUCGCUUUCGAGCCAGAUCCCGAGUGGAGAAGACUAGCCAGCGACACGAUCGAUGUCCCGCCUAGCUACACAGACGAAGAUCGUAGAACCUUGAAUUCUGACAAGAGACCGGAGCAACCGGAUGUACCCUAUAUACCUCCGACGAAAGAUAGGCCGUACUAUCCGGAUCAACAUGCGGAGCAUCGUCAUCGUCACAGAAGACCAACCACCACUGUGCGACCAACAACAUCCAAGCAACAAAACGAAAUACCGCGAGUGGAGCCGAAAUUCCCGCCAAGAACUUCUCCGCCGGAUUCAUUCUCGCGUCAGGUAAUGAUGCCUUAUCCACUCCCGACACCGGAAACAUUGCCAGCACCGCCCAUGGAUUGGAGACCCUCGGAAGAUAUCACACCCCGAUUUAUGGAAACCACCACCAACCACGGACUAUCGCGAACGGAACACGUUUCGAUGUAUCCGCAGCACGUUCCGACAUACGAAACGACAUAUUAUCCGAAAGAUUACGUCUUUGAGAGACUACGAGCUGCAGGAUUGGCUGCAGAAUCCUCCGCAGCGGGUGAUCACGAAACAACAGUGGAACCCGAUAGAUCAUCCCAGGUGGGAAACACCUUAAUAUAUCCACUAUACGCUGCAACGUCCAACGAUCGGGAAAAAUUGCCCCAAGGAUCCAUCCAAGUGAUGCAUCCCAGCGAUUCUGAUGUAGUUACUGCCAACUCUUGGUCUACCGAUCACUCGAACCAACAUCCGUACUGGACGCGUCACGAACCCUCUCCCCCUCCUACCGUCAGUUUACCGCCGUCGUGGUCUGCAAACACCCCGGAUCUUUAUGGAACGCCAUAUCACGCAGGACACGAUUCGCGUAAAAUAAUCGUUGACGAAUCAUCGAACAUCGACAAUGUUCCAAUCGCCACUGAUUACGCUGACCAAGUGGAUCGAACGGAGACUACGACGACGACGGUGUAUUACAUCAGACCUUUGAUACCCUCAUCUCCGGAAUUGAUGUUACCUCCGUCGAGUUCGGACAAUCCAUUGCCUGAGUGUCCGAAAAAUUCGGCAAAUUCCUCGAGCAUCCGAUCGUACAUCACUGUAUUAGCGAUGUCCGUUAUUAUCACCGUCUUCGGACACGUCAUCGCGGAGGGAUUUUAAGUCUCGCGCCCCUUUUGCCUCCAACCGGAUCGAAACGAAUUAUUACGUAUUCGAAAUAAAUUCCGAAUAAUUAGAUAUACCGCGCGAGAGAGAAUCAGAUUGACGUUUCGCCGAUCUAUAAUACAACGAAUAGUACAUUCAAACGUCGCGUUGUGCCAUGAACCUGAGCGCGCAU